Messenger RNA from Symbiodinium sp. CCMP2456, 1476 nucleotides. The record is from the annotation of a GenBank genome assembly. Lineage: Eukaryota; Dinophyceae; Suessiales; Symbiodiniaceae.
AUGGCACGUCUUGGAGUGAAGCGACGAGCUUUCGAGCCAUAUGGAACGGCUUGCGUGCGCAAGUGCAAAGACUAUGUGGCCGGCCGCUUAGCAGGCACCGCCGAUGCCCAAAGUGGGCCAGUGCCCAUCCCUGCCGCGGUGUUGCUGCAGGUCGUUGGAGUCGGUGCAGUCAUGGCGAUGGCGUUGCUGCAGAUGGGAUACAUGGCCUGGGUCCAGUACAACGCCCUCCGCAUGCUGGCUGUGGCCAUGCUGAGGCCGAUCGAGCCCCUCUUCAAACUGGCAGGUUCGCCCUUGCCGGCUGAUGUCUUGGACUUCGCGAUGCCUAGGAUCAUUGCUACCUUCUAUAUGGCAUGGGUGUGUUGUGGGGUGUACCUGGUUUGGCUGCUGCGCUCAGUCCUUCAUGGCUAUCGCAGGAUGUUCCGCGAAUUCUCGCUGGGCCGCCGCUACCACGGCCAGGACCUCGUUCGGGCAGUUGGGCCAAGCGUCUUCCACGCGCAGUGGGCCACCUACACCUGCGGUGCACUGAUUGGCAAUGCCGCGAUGGCGCUGGUGCUCUUCAUGUUUGUCCUUUGGCUCCUCUUCCUUGUGUUGAGCUUGCCCCAAUUCUGGGAAGCUCAGUGGGCCCUUCGAAAUUGGUGGAUCCUUUACGGGCUGCUCUACGUCACACGCUGGAGCAUCUUCCGGUGGGUCAUACCGCAGCGUGUUGUGACCGCAGAUGGCUCCGUACUGCGUCGCCGUGUCUGGGAUCUCGUCUUCCCAACGCUCACGCUCCUGAACUUCGUACUCGGAGCGACCAGUGGUAUUAUCCGGAGUCUGGUCAUUGCGCCCUACCUUCUCAUCCACUUCUUCAGGAUAGACAUCACCUACCUUCCAAGCGACCUUUGUGAUUGGGAUUGGUCUUUCCAACCCUUCGUGUCGUUGGUGAUGCACUCUCAAAGGCGGCUCAACCCCAUCCUCCUCGCCACCGUUGCGGAGCUUGCCAAGAAGCCCUCUCAGGAGCCGCCAGCUGCACCAGCCCAGCUGAACGCAACAGUCGAGGAGGAGCAGGAGAUGGGCUACAUGGAGACGGCUGUCCAAGGUGGCCACCCGUUGCGAGAAGGUUUGCCAAUGCCCACGCAGUGCCCGCCAACCCGGGCGCGCACAGCGCCCGGCCCGCAGAGCCUUCGCGCACGGCAGCGCUGGCAAUUGGCUUUGAUCCUGGCAAGGAAUCCGUCUCUUCGUCGGCUCCGAAAGGGCACUGGCCGGGCCGACAGUGCUCCAGGCUGCCUGCAACGGCCAGACCAAGAGGAACCGCCAGAGCCACGGCAGCCACUGAUGCCUUUGCAGCUCCCUGGUCUCCCCCCACGCCGGCUAGAGAGCAGCAACACCUUCUGGAGCCCGCUGAAUUCCUGGACACGCGCGAGGACCGCCAUGCUGAGCGAUAUCGGCGGACCGUCCCCAGGGCGCUUGCCCGUACGAGAAGUUAGUGAGGCUUGA